AUGAUGACAGUCACAGAAAACACCGUUUCCCAAAUGUCCCAAACGAUCGAUUAUGCAAACUAUGCAAGUAAUCGAUCAUAUCCAACUACAUUUGACUAUCGUCAUCAUCAGUAUCCUUGGGAAAAGUCGAACUAUCCGACGUAUACCCCGCAUCAAUCGACUUCUUUUUCAACCGGUAAUACUUCGACAAUAAACAAACCUCAGCCAUCGUCAUUUGAUGCAAUUCCGAAUUUAAACAAUACGAAUCCAAAUUUUUAUCGCCGUCAUACUGAAUCGACUUUACCAACGUCAACAUCGAUCUAUCCGUCGACAACCAAUCAAUCUUCGACAAUUCCAUUUCCUUAUUCACAUCCAUCAUCAGAUUUAUUUUUCGGAUGGAAUAAUGGCUCAUCUUUGAUACGUACACACAGUGCUAGUUCAUAUGCAGAUUAUCCCGGAUCAUCUUCAUAUUCGUCCUAUAAUCCAAUUUCAAGUUUAAAUGAUAAAUCUUCUGUGAAUUCACGUAUACCGCCAAUGUCAUCGACAAACACAUAUCCACCGUUUUUCAAUCUCUUGCCUGCAAUGAAUUUUUCAUUGCCGCUACCUUCGGCAGCAUCGGUGCCAAUAUCGAAACGUUCGGUUCCGUCCAAAGUCAACAAACGUGCACGUGUAACAGCUCAUAUUCGUAAUGAAAUUCUUAAAUUGAAGUCCACUAAACCGACGGUGUUUGUUUGGGAAAUUCAACAAAAUCUAUUACAAAAUGGCAUUUGUACCGCCCAAACAUUACCAAACGCCGCUGCUAUUCAACGAGUUCUCAAUGAAUCUUCAAAAGCUGUCGCACCUGUCAAAGAAGAACCCAAAGUAAAUGUCAAUCUUCAGACAAUAUUUAACACGGCAUCUUCUGUUACGAUUUGCCUCUCCCCAUCGCGUUCUCCGACGUUAUCCAAUGGCGAAACAGGUUCCGAAUGUUCGAUUUGUCUCGAAAACUAUCGUAGUGGUCAAGAAGUUAGUAUCUUGGCAUGUUCACACGAAUACCAUUCAUCCUGUAUUGGAGAAUGGAUGUUGAAAAAUCGUUCGUGUCCAAUGUGUCGAAAAGAUAUUCACAAUCAACCGCAAUUCGUUACAUUGCUUAUUUGA
This is a messenger RNA of Adineta ricciae, 1116 nucleotides long. NCBI's taxonomy places the organism in Eukaryota, Metazoa, Rotifera, Eurotatoria, Adinetida, Adinetidae. The record is from the annotation of a GenBank genome assembly.